AUGGAGAUACUCAGCAGGAUCGGUAGUGUGCUCGGGAACCCAAUAUAUUCGGAUGAAUGUACGACAAGGGUGGAUAAAAUCUCAUUUGCUAGAGUCCUAAAUGAAAUGGAUAUAACAGUACCCUUGCCUCUAGUAAUAAAAGUGCAAGAUACAGCAAUGAGGAAUUUUGAACAAGAGGUUUGGUAUGACUGGGUGCCGGAGUACUGUGAAGAAUGCCUACAACUUGGACAUGAUUAUGCACUAAGAUAUGAGAAAACUGUUCAUGAGCCUAAGGCCAAGCAGAAAACACAAAAAGUACCUGAGCCAGAGGAUAAGCAGCACGCACAACAUGUGAAAAAGAUUCCAAAUAAAUAUCCGGUGAUGGAAUGGAAGGCAAAGCCAGACAAUGCACUUAUUAUACUAGAGGAUAAAGGGGAAAAACAGCAGGACGGUGUAAAAAAAAGGAGAUUCAAUUUCUACGAGCUCAGUGCAAACAUCACAACUACAAGGGGAUACAUGGCAUAA
Messenger RNA from Nicotiana tabacum (common tobacco), 504 nucleotides. Lineage: Eukaryota; Viridiplantae; Streptophyta; Magnoliopsida; Solanales; Solanaceae. The record is from RefSeq and is a predicted model, not a curated record.